This is a messenger RNA of Oikopleura dioica, 1209 nucleotides long. The record is from the annotation of a GenBank genome assembly. NCBI's taxonomy places the organism in Eukaryota, Metazoa, Chordata, Appendicularia, Copelata, Oikopleuridae.
AUGAAAAAUGUGACUCGGACCAGCUUUGUGAAAGAGAAUGUCUACUACGACUUGAAGAGUGCCAGGAUUCUUGUCCGUAAUUGUCUCGCUGGAUUUGAGGACUGGGCGAAUCCAAUUUGUCUUUCCUGUCUUGAUUCCGAAAAUAAUCAUCUCUAUAAAGAACAAUGCAUGGAAGAAGCAAAAACGACUCAUUAUUCCUGCCUAGAAAUUUGCGGCGACGACAGAAACUGUUUUGAAGAAUGCUUCGAUCAGUUUCUACGCGAAACUGACGAUUGUCCUUGCAACAAAAAUUGUCCUGAUGGAUGUCAUUGUCCUGGCUUCAAAUGUCAGCCUUAUAUCACCGUUCUUUGUCAAGAUAAAAAGGAGUUUGCCGGCUACUCUGCUUUCAGCUAUGCUAUUUCUUCUGAUGGCCAUUUCAAAGAAAAUCGUCAUUAUAAUUCUCCAAUUUCCAGCACAUAUCCUUACUUGUUCAGGUCAGGAUCUGCUUUGCUAAAAGGAGAGGUUUAUAUUUUCGGCGGAAUGCAAAAUGCAACCAAAGUCGCGAAAAUAUCUGACUGUGGCUUUGAAGAAAUCGGACAGCUCUUGAAUGGAUUCGAUGUUUAUUGGGGCUCACUAGCUGCUCUCCCAGAAAAAGAGAAAAUCAUUCUAUGCGAAGGGUACUCUUCUUCAAAAUGCGAAAGCUUUGAUGGUCUUAUUUCAACUCAAACAUAUGAAACCAGCUAUCAGCAUAAAUACGGCUCGAUGGCAGUAUACGAGAACUCAGCGAUAAUUGUUGGCGGACAAAGUGAUAAGGUCGAAAUCAUGGAAGAAAAUGGAUGGUCAGAAGCAAGGGCUUUUCCUUUUCUUGUCUCAGAUGUUAGUUGUGUUUCUGUUGAUGACGGGGUAAUUGCAAUAGGAGGAUAUGCUCUCGAUCUUCCUGGAAAUAUCAAAGAUGUUUUUCUCUACAGAGCCGGAGAGUGGUCGACAGUUGGGAAACUUCUGUCGUUCUUUCGCUAUGCGACUGCGAUAUUUUUCGGCGAUCCUUUCAUCGUCUUUGAUGGCAAUUUCGACAAGAAAGUUGAACGAGUAGAAUGGGAUGGAAGUUCAGUCACAUCUUCAGAAAUUAUUAACGAACACGAAACAACUUGCUACAGGCCUAUCGUUUUUCAACCGAACCCGAUUUCUUCCUGCGAUGAAGCCUGCGAUGAUUUCUGUUACUCGUACUCAUAA